UGCGGUAACUGACGCUUCUCUGAUAAUCGACUUCACUUUCGUCGUUGCUUCGAAUAAUCUCUUCUCUCAAACGCUCUUCAUGAGAUCAGUUUGAGAUACUGCAUCCUACAUCCUGGUAAACAGAAGAAAAAAAAAAGCCCAAUGAGAUAGGGGUAUGCUAACAAGCUGAGCUUAUAGGUGGGACCUUUGUGUAGCAGGAACCAGCUGGGAGGUUUAGAUCACCUGUUUUACCGGGGAGUCUCCAUUAUCAGGUGCGGCUGAAUGCUACGUUAUAUUAAACGAACUUACUUCAGCCGUCUGGCUCCGAUGAUGCGGUUACCCAGCGCUUUCCCUUGUCUGUCUGUCCUAGUGAUGUUAGCCACCAUAACACUCCUUAAUGUAGGUUACAGCACGUCGCUGCAGCUAACCUCCACAGGACCGCAGACGAUCAAGCGGGCCGAGGGGGAGAGUGUGACCCUGGGCUGCACCUACACGCCAGGUAGCUCGGACACCGGCGAACUGGACAUCGAAUGGUCUGUGGUCAGCCCAGAUACCACUCAGAAGGACCAGCUGCUCCUCUCCUAUACCGGGGGGCGAAAGUAUAUCCAUGGCAAACCCGAGCUCGUCGAGGGGCUGGGUUUCGCUGCAGGUGACCCCUCCCUUGGUGACGCGUCCCUGAUCAUCGCCUUGCUGUCACACGGACAUUCUGCCACCUACCAGUGCAAAGUGAAGAAGUCUCCAGGGGUGGAUAUGCGGAAAGUCUCUCUGGUUGUUAUGGUGAAGCCGUCGAAGCCCAGGUGUCGGGUGGAGGGUGGAGAGGAGGUGGGCAUGCCAGUCUCCCUCCACUGCAAGUCUGACCAGGGAUCCACUCCUCUCAGCUACGCCUGGACUGUGGAUCGAGUCGGCCCAGUCUCCACGGCCAACAUACAGAACAGCGUGACAGGUGAGCUCCUAAUCAGGAACCACUCAGAGAGCUUCGCUGGCGUCUACCUGUGUGAGGUCACCAACGCCGUGGGGGCGGAGCGCUGCCGAAUCAGGCUGAGAGCUGUCAAACCUCCUAACAGAGCAGGGGUGAUCGCUGGAACAGUGGUAGGGUCUCUCCUCCUCCUCGUCAUCAUCGUGCUGCUCCUCUGUGUCUUCCUCUACAAGUGGAGAGGCAGCCCGCGGUACGAGAAGGAGGUUGCCAACGAGAUCAGGGAGGACGCCCCCGCCCCAGAGAGCCGCCCGGGAAGCCGAGGAGGCAGCCUGUACUACAGCCAGGUUCCCCGCUCCCAGACCGGCCGCACGGACACAGCACCCCCACUGCCUCCGGGCUCCAACAGCACAGGGGACGUGCCUCUCAAGUACGACGGCCAGUACGGGUGCAUAGUGUGACUCUGGACAGGUGGAGAAGGGUCUGGAAUGCUCUAGAAUGAUCUGGGAUGAUAUAGAAGGCUCUAGAAUGAACUGGGAUGAUCUAGAAUUCUCUGGGAUGAUCUAGAAUGCUUUAGAAUGAUCUAGAAUGUGCUUGAAUGAUCUGGAAUGCUGUAGAAUUGUGCAGAACCUUCCAGGGUAUGUGAAUGGGACGGCCAGGGAAAGACUAAAGUGUUGUGUUUGUGUGUUUUGCUGAGAAGUUUUCAAGGUACUCAAUUUUAGAAACUUGGGAUUGUUUUUUGCCCUGAGCGAGAGGUGUGUGUGCCUGAAUGAAAGUACCGAAGGACGUCUGUAAUAGUUCUAUUGUCAAAAAGCAAAAUGUUGUCUGUUUGAUUGAAAGUUGUUUGUGAAUAGGACAUUGAUUUUAUAAUUGAAAAGUUAUCUAUAAUAAAUGUUUGUCAUUGUCA
Molecule: messenger RNA, 1799 nt
Organism: Osmerus eperlanus (European smelt)
Lineage: Eukaryota; Metazoa; Chordata; Actinopteri; Osmeriformes; Osmeridae
Product: coxsackievirus and adenovirus receptor homolog
Exons: 8
Coding region: 262-1353 (363 amino acids)
Source: RefSeq, a predicted model, not a curated record